AACAAUUGAAAGGUCCUCCUUUUCUCUCAUUUCUACUCCCCCAUUUCUCCUUCUUCCUUCAAAAGAUAACCCCCAAAAUCCCCUCUUUCUCUCUCUCACUCCUUCAUUCUUCACUCAAAACUCACUCACUCUUUCUUCUUUCUCUCUCCUCUAUCUCCCCCAAUUUCAAUGGCGUUAUCAACAACUUCUUCAGCAAGAUUAGCCGUUUACCAACCUCCUCACCCUCAUCAUCAUCAUCAAUCUCUCUCUCUCCUCCCAAAUCUCUCUUUCCACCCCAAAACCAAAUCCAAACUCAUCCUCACUUCCUCUUUUACCCCUUCCACCACCACCACAACCACCACUUCCACCACCACUUCCACUCCCACGCGCCGCCGUUCUUUUACUGUACGCGCCGCUCGCGGUAAAUUCGAGCGUAAAAAACCCCAUGUCAACAUCGGCACAAUCGGCCAUGUCGACCACGGUAAAACCACUCUUACCGCUGCAUUAACCAUGGCUUUAGCUUCACUCGGUAACUCCGCCCCUAAAAAAUACGACGAAAUCGACGCUGCUCCUGAAGAACGUGCUCGUGGUAUUACCAUCAAUACUGCGACUGUCGAAUACGAGACAGAAAAUCGACACUAUGCUCAUGUUGAUUGUCCUGGACAUGCAGAUUAUGUUAAGAAUAUGAUUACUGGUGCUGCUCAAAUGGAUGGUGCUAUACUUGUUGUAUCUGGUGCUGAUGGUCCUAUGCCACAAACUAAGGAACAUAUACUUCUUGCUAAACAGGUUGGUGUUCCAAAUAUGGUUGUGUUUUUAAAUAAACAAGAUCAAGUUGAUGAUGAGGAACUUUUACAAUUAGUUGAGCUUGAGGUUAGGGAAUUAUUGUCUAAUUAUGAUUUUCCUGGUGAUGAUAUACCUAUAAUUUCUGGGUCAGCUCUUUUAGCUCUUGAAGAAUUGAUGAAGAAUCCAAGUAUUAAAAGAGGGGAUAAUACUUGGGUUGAUAAGAUUUAUCAGCUUAUGGAUUCUGUUGAUGAAUACAUUCCUAUACCAACCAGACAAACAGAUUUGCCGUUUUUAAUGGCGAUUGAGGAUGUGUUUUCGAUUACUGGUCGUGGGACUGUGGCUACUGGGAGGGUUGAGAGGGGGACGGUUCGGACCGGGGAGACGGUUGAUAUUGUUGGGAUGAGGGAGACUAGGAAUACUACUGUUACUGGGGUUGAGAUGUUUCAGAAGAUAUUGGAUGAGGCGUUGGCGGGUGAUAAUGUUGGAUUGUUGUUGAGAGGGAUUCAGAAGAUUGAUAUUCAGAGAGGUAUGGUGCUUGCUAAGCCAGGGACGAUUACACCUCAUACUAAGUUCUCUGCUAUUGUCUAUGUAUUGAAGAAGGAAGAGGGCGGUAGGCAUUCGCCUUUCUUUGUUAAUUACCGCCCUCAAUUCUAUAUGAGGACUACUGAUGUUACAGGGAGGGUGUCCAAGAUUAUGAAUGAUAAGGAUGAGGAGUCCAAGAUGGUUAUGCCUGGUGAUCGAGUUAAGAUGGAGGUCGAGCUCAUUCAUCCUGUCGCGUGUGAGGAGGGAAUGAGGUUCGCUAUUAGGGAAGGUGGAAAGACUGUUGGUGCUGGCGUUAUUCAGUCUAUUAUUGAGUAGUUUUGUGGUGCUAGUAUUAGUGACUUGAGUGUCUUUGUAAGUUUUCUUUUGGUUGGGGGGAGAGGGGGGUUUUUCGAAAUGUAAUGAUAUUUGAUUUGGGGCUAAGAUUAAGCUGUAAAAUUUCCCCCCUUUUACAUGUCUUUUUGGGGAGUAGGGUUGAACAUUUGAGAUAUUUAUUCUCAUAAUUGUGCAAUUUAAUUUACACAUUUUACUCUA
Molecule: messenger RNA, 1836 nt
Organism: Beta vulgaris subsp. vulgaris (sugar beet)
Lineage: Eukaryota; Viridiplantae; Streptophyta; Magnoliopsida; Caryophyllales; Amaranthaceae
Product: elongation factor Tu, chloroplastic
Exons: 1
Coding region: 169-1620 (483 amino acids)
Biological process (GO): mitochondrial translational elongation
Cellular component (GO): mitochondrion
Molecular function (GO): translation elongation factor activity; GTP binding; GTPase activity
Source: RefSeq, a predicted model, not a curated record